Molecule: messenger RNA, 2140 nt
Organism: Exaiptasia diaphana
Lineage: Eukaryota; Metazoa; Cnidaria; Anthozoa; Actiniaria; Aiptasiidae
Product: ras-related protein Rab-30
Exons: 2
Coding region: 427-1077 (216 amino acids)
Cellular component (GO): trans-Golgi network
Molecular function (GO): GTPase activity; GTP binding
Source: RefSeq, a predicted model, not a curated record
UAUGAAUUUGACCUCCGACGCACAAAACGUUUGAAAUUCAAUCAUCUAGACCUUGACUUCCUUGAAAGGCAACGUAGUAAUUUGAUGUGUCUAAUAGUUUCUGGAAGGUAAUAGCUUAAUAAACCCCUACUCUUCUUAUUCGAAGCGGAAGACGGUCAAAAAAGUCCUGACGGAAGUUAACGUGCCCGUGGGAUUUCCCAUUGUACGUGACGUCAUUUCCUGUGUGUCUAACAAUGCUAAAUCGUUCAUUGGUGAGCAGUCGAAUCGUUGUAGGCGAAGUAAGAUCUAUUUUCGUCUUUCUCAGUAACUUUCCUGAGUUCAGUUGGGAUUUUAUACUCCGGUAAUUGUAGAGAUAAGUUUCAUUAUCAUUGUGAUUGCGAACAAGGGCACAGUUUUUGCAGAACCAUUCCUUUGUGUAGAUCAGUAAUGGACGACUACAGCUAUUUAUUCAAAAUAAUCCUUGUUGGAGAUGCAAAUGUUGGGAAAACCUGCUUGGUUCGUCAAUUUACGAAAGGAUACUUCCCACCAAAUCAAGGUCCAACGAUAGGGGUCGACUUUACCAUCAAAACAGUCGAUGUUGACGGCGAAAAAGUGAAGCUACAAAUCUGGGAUACAGCAGGACAAGAGCGUUUUCGUUCAAUAACACAAAGUUACUAUCACAACGCUGAUGGAGUGAUAAUUACUUACGAUAUCACAAACAAAAAGUCRUUUGAAAACUUACCACAAUGGAUUGAUGAUGCAAACAGAUAUACAAGUAARGAUGUACUUAUGGCAAUUGUUGGRAACAAAAGUGACUUAGCUCUUACAGAACGACAAGUAAAUUUUAAGUAUGCAGAAGAACUUGCACAGAAAGAGAACACAGUUGCRUUGGAGACAUCAGCAAAAGAAGCUAGUAACGUAGACCUACUGUUCAUGAGUCUUGCAACUCACUUGAAACGUAAUGUAAAAAGCGCAGAUAGAUUUGAAGAAAGAGCUGAACAGGACAAAGACCAAACAAAAGAUGGACUUAUUAAUGGUCUUAGCCUAAGCAGGCAUGUUAUCUACAGCAGAGGUCCAAUAUCUUGUUGCAGGGUUUAAUGUCAUUCUGUUAAAAAGCAAUGAAUUUACAAACUUUACAACGUUAAUGUUUUAUAYACUAAAUUAACUAAACGUAAAAUAACGAACGUCCAUAUGCAUCCUCUAACCCAGAUCAUUCUCCAUCAGAGAUUCUUGGCAACCCAAUGUUUUCAUAUCAUUUGUUUGGUAAUUUAAAGUUGAAAAAGUAGAAACCUCUAUUAAAUAGUGAAAACAUGUUUAUAGGGUAUACCAGAGGUACUGGUUGGGAGUUAAGAGGUUCUGGGUAUGAGAAUAAAAAGGCUUCAAGGCAAGGUGGAUCACUGGAUUUUUCUUUYAUUAUAAUUAUUAUUAUUUYRAACAUAAGGUGUUGAUARCAAUKUURAUCGUAGCCAUGGUAAUGCCGAUCAAGCUAAGAAUGACGUGUUUAAAGCUCUUAUUUCUAUAAAUUAUCAAAAAAUCAAGUACAUAUAAUAAGUCUGAGGUAAAUGCAAUUGAAAUGUACAGCCAAAAAAAACAUGCAGUAAUCCACCUUAAAUGUAGGAUAAACAUGUUUCUAAUUUUAUGCAUGAUAUAACUAUAACAUAUUUUUAAUCAAGAAAUUGUAAACUAUUUUUAUGGACACUAAAGUGCCUUCUGUAGAAAAACAGAACGAUGUUAUUUUUUGUUUUUUAAAGUCCAGUUAACUUUACACAUAAUGAUUGUUGAAAUAGCCGCCUUUUGAGAUUUUUUUGAAUUUUUUUUGAGAUUUUUUUUUUUUAAUAAUGAUUGUUGAAAUAGGCGACUUUCAAGAUUUAGGUUGAUUAACCUCUCACAUAAGAAUUGAAGAGGAGACUCUGGGGAAACAAUACAAAAUUCUUUUGUUUUCCCUGAUACUUGUUGUUGAUUCUUUUGUGUAAGUGGACUAUUUCCACAUCUCCUAACACAAUAUCCUUCUUAACGUCCCCACAUAAACCUACCCUACCUUCAAGAAGGUAGCCAUACUUCCUUUGUAACUUUAUAACUAUGUAAUGAUAACUUGGGCUCAUUGAGUUUAGUCUGUGAAUACAGAAGAUAUAAAUAUUAAAACAAUGAAACAAGGAGCUUU